Parnassius apollo (apollo) is the source of this 204-nucleotide messenger RNA. Lineage: Eukaryota; Metazoa; Arthropoda; Insecta; Lepidoptera; Papilionidae. The record is from the annotation of a GenBank genome assembly.
AUGCAAAUUUGUGUCAUUGCAUUUGUUUGUCUUUUCGUUGAUAUUUCUGUCAGUUUACCAUUUUUAUUGAAUAAAAAUGUCUGUUCGGGCUGUGCAUGUGAAAUAAAGAUGCAACGGAUAGUGAUACGGAGUUUCGGAUAUCCUGCGCAGCUUCAGGCCGAAGCGCUGAAUGUCAGCCUCAAGAUGGAUCCGAUAUCUAUCUAG